AUGCCUCAACUACUCACAGGCACACACCCCUACUUACCUCCACCACCAAUCCACCACCACCACCACCGCUUCAAACCUCUAAUCACAGUCUCCUCCAACAACCGCUUCAAUUUCGCAGCAAAUCGAAUCGCUCUAUCCUACUCUAAGCGCAUUCUCUUACCAUCUCCGUUAAAGUCAGCAUCCAUCAACGAAGUCUCCGUCCAGAAUAAUCCAGAAGCUUCCAGUAUUUCUGAUGAAGUCCUCGGCAGAAUACGAGAAUUGGUUAAGUUCCUUCCUUCAAUUUUUCCCGGAGGAGCCUGGUGGAACUUCUCCGAUGAGGUGGAUGCUUCGAUUUUCGGUCAACCGGUUACGGUCUGGUACGCUUUGGGUAAAAUGUGGAACCUUGUUGCUCGUGAUAGAUGGGUCAUUUUCGCUGCUUUCGCUGCUCUCAUCAUUGCAGCAGUUUCGGAGAUUUCAAUACCACAUUUUUUGACAGCUUCAAUAUUCUCAGCUCAGGGUGGGGAUACUACGGUUUUUCAUAGGAAUGUGCGGUUAUUGAUUCUCUUGUGUGGUAUUUCUGGAAUAUGCAGUGGGAUUCGAGGUUGCUUUUUUGGCAUUGCAAACAUGAUUCUGGUUAAGAGAAUGAGAGAAACAUUAUACUCUUCCCUCCUUCUUCAGGAUAUAUCAUUUUUUGACAAUGAAACAGUAGGAGAUUUGACAAGUAGACUUGGGGCAGAUUGUCAGCAAGUUUCAAGGGUUAUUGGAAAUGAUCUUAACUUGAUAUUGCGCAAUGUCCUUCAGGGAGGAGGUUCAUUAAUCUACUUAUUGAUUUUGUCUUGGCCACUUGGUUUAUGUACGUUGGUGAUAUGCUCCAUAUUAGCAGCGGUCAUGUUACGUUAUGGAAGGUACCAGAAGAAGGCAGCAAGGUUGAUCCAAGAAGUCACUGCUUCUGCUAAUAAUGUAGCUCAAGAGACAUUCUCUCUUAUUAGAACUGUUCGUGUUUAUGGAACAGAAGAAGAAGAACAGGGAAGGUACAAAUUGUGGCUGGAAAAAUUAGCAGACAUAAGCUUGCGACAAAGCGCUGCAUAUGGAUUUUGGAAUUUUAACUUCAACACUCUUUAUCACUCAACUCAGGUUAUUGCCGUGCUGUUUGGAGGAAUGUCUAUUCUAGCGGGUCAUAUUACAGCAGAGAAACUUACUAAGUUUAUACUAUACAGUGAAUGGUUAAUUUAUUCAACCUGGUGGGUGGGUGACAAUAUAUCCAAUUUGAUGCAGUCAGUUGGAGCUAGUGAGAAAGUGUUCAACUUAAUGGAUCUCUUGCCUAGCAGCCAAUUUAUAACAGAAGGAAUGAGGUUGCAAAGUUUAACGGGGCAUUUGGAGUUUGUAAAUGUAUCUUUUCACUAUCCUUCGAGGCCAACGGUGUCUGUAGUGCAACAUGUAAACUUUGUUGUCAAUCCUAGCGAGGUGGUUGCCAUUGUUGGUCUUAGCGGCAGCGGAAAAAGCACAUUGGUGAAUCUUUUGCUCCGUCUCUAUGAGCCUACAAGUGGUCAGAUUUUGGUAGAUGGUGUCCCUCAUAAAGACUUGGAUGUCAUGUGGUGGAGAGAGAGAAUCGGAUAUGUGGGACAGGAACCAAAGCUAUUCCGGAUGGAUAUUAGCUCGAACAUCAGAUAUGGAUGUACCCGAGAUGUAAAGCAGGAGGAUAUUGAGUGGGCUGCGAAGCAGGCCUAUGCUCACGACUUUAUCUCAGCACUUCCUAAUGGUUAUGAAACACUUGUUGAUGAUGAUCUUUUAAGUGGCGGACAAAAGCAGCGAAUUGCUAUCGCUAGGGCCAUUCUUAGGGACCCAAAAAUAUUGAUUCUUGAUGAAGCCACUAGUGCAUUGGAUGCUGAAAGUGAACAUAACGUGAAGGGUGUUCUUCGAUCUGUUAGAAGUGAUUCUACAUCAAGGAGAAGUGUCAUAGUCAUUGCACACAGGCUUUCUACCAUACAAGCUGCUGACAGGAUUGUGGUUAUGGAUAGGGGUCAAAUUGUUGAGAAUGGAAGUCACAGGGAACUUCUCUUGAAAGACGGUUUAUAUGCUCGGUUGACUAGAAAACAAGCUGAUUCGAUGGAGUGA
This is a messenger RNA of Vicia faba (fava bean), 2094 nucleotides long. NCBI's taxonomy places the organism in Eukaryota, Viridiplantae, Streptophyta, Magnoliopsida, Fabales, Fabaceae. The record is from the annotation of a GenBank genome assembly.